This is a messenger RNA of Cuscuta epithymum, 516 nucleotides long. The record is from the annotation of a GenBank genome assembly. NCBI's taxonomy places the organism in Eukaryota, Viridiplantae, Streptophyta, Magnoliopsida, Solanales, Convolvulaceae.
GAAUGUGCCUCAUGGUGAUUAAGAAUUCCAUAUCUGUAGCCAUUCGCGGAGCCAUUCCUGACUCUGAAAAUGCGAAGACCUACCUAGAAUAUGUGGAAGAACAAUUUAAGGGCACUUCUAAAGCACAUGCCAGUACCCUAAUUCUCAAAAUGUUGACGAGUAAGUAUGAUGGAGUAAGUGGUAUUCGUGAGCACAUCAUGAAAAUGUCUGAUAUGUCUAACAAGAUUAAAAGUAUGGACAUGGAGAUCAGUGAAGGUUUCCUCGUUCAUUUCAUAAUGACUUCUCUACCUGCGUCUUAUGGUCCAUUCAAGAUCAAUUACAACACGCAGAAAGAGAAGUGGACAAUGAGCGAGUUGAUUGCUAUGUGUGUUCAAGAAGAAGAGCGCCUUAAAGCUGAAAGACCAGAUGUUUCUCAUCUCACCACCACAAACUCAAAGAAAAGGAAAGGCAACCGUCAAGGAGGAGGAAAAGGUAACAUUUCUAAGGUCCCAAAGAUAGGUGCAAGCGUGAACUCUG